GUGGCCUCGUGCCAGAGGCGUGCAGAUCCCAGGCAGAGCGUCGCCGGCAGGGACAUGGGAAAGGCGCGGACGAUCCUUCUUUUGGCAGCAGUGGCAGCCAUGGCCGGUGCUGCGACGGCGCAGUUGGCGUGGUGGCAGUCCGGCGUCGUCUACCAGAUCUACCCCAAGUCCUUCAAGGACAGCGACGGCGACGGAGUCGGCGAUCUCAACGGUGUGAUUGAGAAGCUGGACUACCUUAAGAGCCUGGGUAUAGCGGCGAUAUGGCUGUCACCCAUUUUCAAAUCUCCGAUGGCUGAUAAUGGAUACGACAUUUCGGACUUCCGAGACAUCGACCCGACGUUCGGCACCAUGGCGGACUUCGAAGCGCUUCUGGAAGCUGCCCACGAGAGAGGUAUCAAGGUGGUCCUGGACUUCGUUCCCAACCACUCCAGCGAUGAGCACGAGUGGUUCAUAGCUUCUAGUGAUCCAACACACGAGAACUACGAGAAGUACAAGGACUACUACGUGUGGGUAGACGCCAAGGAAGACGGAUCAGUGCCCAACAACUGGCCCAACCAGUUCGACCAGCAGACUGCGUGGGAGUGGAACGACGCCCGACAGCAGUAUUACCUGCACCAGUUCCACAUCAAGCAGCCCGACCUCAACUACAGGAACCCUGCGGUGCUCGCCGAAAUGGAGGACGUGCUGAGGUUCUGGCUGGACAAGGGCGUGGACGGCUAUCGCAUGGACGCGGUGCCGCAUAUGGUGGAGAAGGCCGGCUUCCCAGACGAGAUCCCGGGCGACCCUGACCAGCCGUACAAACAUCAGCCGGAGACCUACGUCAUCAUACAAGAGUUCCGCUCCGUCGUCGACGAGUAUGAUGACAGGACGAUGAUGACCGAGGCCUACGGAACGGUGGACCAGAUUAUGGGCUACUAUGGUAACGCGACCAAUCCGGGGGCUGACUUCUCCUUCAACUUCGUGCUGAUCACCGACCUCAACGCCGAAUCCACUGCUGAGGACUUUGUCGAGAUCAUCGGUAACUGGAUCGAUGUUGUCAACCAGCGUGGAGUGUGGUCCAAUUGGGUGAUCGGCAACCACGACCAGCACCGCGUGGCCAGCCGGUACAGCCCAGAGCUGGUGGACGGGAUGAACAUGCUGGUGACGCUGCUGCCGGGUACCGCCGUCACCUACAACGGGGAGGAGAUCGGCAUGGAGGACAACUACAACAUGUCGUGCGAGGUGGCGCACGACCCUCAAGGCUGCUUGGACGGAGUCACUCUCGGUAACUCCAGAGACCCGGAGAGGACGCCCUUCCAGUGGGACGACACCAAGAACGCCGGGUUCAGCACGGGUGACUCGACCUGGCUUCCAGUGAACGAGAACUACGUCACGCUGAACGCCGCGGCCCAGGAGCAGGCAGACAGGAGCCACCUCAAGACCUACCGCCAGCUGGUGGCGCUGAGACAGGAAUCAGCUGUGCAGACUGGCGCCAGUUCCGUCAAGAGUUCCGGCACCGUCUUUGCGUUCUCCAGGACUGCGAGUGACGGCACCGAGUUGGCUGUGGCUGUGAACCUGAGCACCGAACCGGCCAGCGUGGAUCUCGUCAGCGUGCUCGGCCUGUCCAGCAGCUCUUUCGUCGUCAGCGCCUCCAGUAUAUCCAGCCCACUGCUGCAAGGCUCGGCGGUGGACGCCUCUUCGCUGACGCUCUCUGGCCACGAGUCUGUCACCAUCAUUACGGCGCCGGCCAAGAUCCGGAGGAAGUUUUUAAGAGUCACUGACAUGCGUAACGUUCAGGAACUUCUGCUGUUUGCGGCAGUGGCCGCUAUGGUGGGCGCCACAGCGGGACAGCUGGCGUGGUGGCAGUCCGGCGUCAUCUACCAGAUCUACCCACGGUCCUUCAAGGACAGCGAUGGUGACGGCGUGGGCGACCUCAAUGGUGUGAUUGAGAAGCUCGAUUACCUUCAGAGUCUAGGAGUAGCAGCGAUAUGGCUCUCACCCAUCUACAAAUCCCCGAUGGCGGACUAUGGAUACGACAUAUCAGACUACAGGGAAAUCGACCCUCUGUUCGGCACUAUGGACGACUUCGAGGCCCUUCUGGAAGGUGCUCAUCAAAGAGAUAUAAAGGUGAUCCUGGACUUCGUUCCCAACCACUCCAGCGACGAGCACGAGUGGUUCAUAGCUUCCAGCGAUCCAACACACGAGAACUACGAGAAAUACAAGGACUACUACGUCUGGGUGGACGCCAAAGAAGACGGAUCAGUGCCAAACAACUGGCCCACUCAGUUCGACCAGCAGACGGCGUGGGAGUGGAACGACGCCCGGCAGCAGUACUACCUUCACCAGUUCCACAUCAAGCAGCCCGACCUCAACUACAGGAACCCUGAGGUCCUCGCCGAAAUGCAGAACAACCUACGGUUCUGGCUGGACAAGGGCGUGGAUGGCUACCGCAUGGACGCGGUGACGUUCCUGGUCGAGGCGGAGGGCUUUCCAGAUGGGGUCCCAGGCGACAUAGAGCAGCCGUACAUGCACCAGCCUGAGUCCUACGUCGUCGUACAAGAGUUUCGUGCCGUCGUCGAUGAAUAUGACAACAGGACGAUGAUAACCGAGUCCUAUGGCACAGUGGACCAGAUUCUGGGCUACUACGGCAACGAGACCAAUCCUGGGGCUGACUUCUCCUUCAACUUCCUGCUGAUCACAGAUGUCAACGCCAGCUCCACUGCAGCGGACUUCGCUGAAGUCAUCGGCAACUGGAUCGACAUUGUCGACGAGCGGGGAGUGUGGUCCAACUGGGUGAUCGGCAACCACGACCAGCACCGCGUGGCCAGCCGCUUCAGCCCAGACCUGGUGGACGGGAUGAACAUGCUGGUGACGCUGCUGCCCGGAACCGCCGUCACCUACAACGGAGAGGAGAUCGGAAUGGAGGACAACUACAACAUGACGUGUGAAAUUGCUACAGACCCUGCAGGGUGCUGGGACGGUGUCACACUCGGCAAUUCCAGAGACCCUGAGAGGACUCCCUUCCAAUGGGACAACAGCACGAAUGCGGGCUUCAGCACGGCUAACGAGACCUGGCUACCAGUGAACGAGAACUACGUCACCCUCAACGCUGAAGCUCAGGAGGAGGCUGGCAGGAGCCACCUCAAGACCUACCGCCAGCUGGUGGCGCUUAGAGAGGAACCAGCUGUGCAGACUGGAGUGACGGCCGUCAACAGUUCCGCCCAAGUCAUCGCUUUCUCCAGGACUGCAGAUGACGGCACCGAGGUGGUGGUUGCCGUGAACGUGGGCGACCGGCCAGACGUCGUGGACCUCUACGAAAUGCUCGGCCUGUCUCAGAGGUCCUUUGUCAUCAGCGCCGCCAGCGUAUCCAGCAUUCGACAGCCUGGUGGGCCAGCCGAUCCCGGCCUGUUGGUGUUCUCUCCCCACGAAUCCGUCACACUCAUUUCGACGCCAGUGGAGCUCGAAGAGUACUGAGCGAGCUGUGUCGACGUGUGCCAACUACCCACCUGCUGUCGCCUACAUGAUACAAAUGCACUUACCGAGAAUUUAUUUUGAGACGUGCAUGUGUCUCAUGACGUUGUCGUUUGACAAAUAAAUAAAGUACGCUUACGCCGUCUAUUAAUUUAA
Schistocerca gregaria is the source of this 3606-nucleotide messenger RNA. RefSeq lists its product as uncharacterized. Gene Ontology annotation, biological process: carbohydrate metabolic process. Bases 55 to 3453 code for a protein of 1132 amino acids. NCBI's taxonomy places the organism in Eukaryota, Metazoa, Arthropoda, Insecta, Orthoptera, Acrididae. The transcript has 18 exons. The record is from RefSeq and is a predicted model, not a curated record.